UCCGGAAUGUUUGGCUGGGUCUCUCCUCCUUCUCCCCACCCACCGGGGUCCUUGUACCACAGCUCGGAGCGUCAUCCGUGGAACGAUUACAAGAGGGAGGGGACUGCAGCAUCAUCUGGGAGAGAGAAGGUAGUUGACUGUGUGCAGUCCGAGCUCACAGUGCAGUCACUGGAGAGACAGCGAAACCUCUGGACUACGCUUUCAUAGACAGAAACAGCAAGAGGCAACUUCAGUUUCCAUGGGAUCAUGUCCUGCAGGGCUGUCUGUAUCACACGCUCUUCAUGGACUGGUUGAUUUGAGAAAGAAACUAGACCAAGUGUUGCUGUGAUCACUUCUCGAGAGCUUUGGGAUUGGGUUCCGCCUGGCUGUCCUGAAGAUGUGGAGACUCCACGUUGUGAGAUUGCCGAUUCUCUGGUCCCCAGUGUGAGGGCAGGUCGGGCUGAAUCUGCUGCUGUUCGCCUUCUCUGUCUGAAGCCUUGGUCUGGCCAGUGGCUAGAAGCGGUGCUGCUGUUUCAUUAUCAUCAUCUGUGUGGUUAUUUGGACCCCCCCCCCCCCCCCCUCACAUCCGAGUCAAGCCGCCUGGGUCUCUCCCCCAGCCCGGAGACAUCCCCCGAGAGAACCGUCUGCUUCCCCCUCCCUUCACAUCCCAGAAGCACAGAUGCAUUUUCGACUCGUUUCACUUGCGCUCGUUCUUCUAAACUGUGUGGAUGAUGGGCACAGCCUGAGUAACCGAGGGAAGCGGACCAGGAGAGCAAACACUGGACCAUACCCAAUCUGUAAGGGCUGCUUGCUUUGUUCCAAGGAUAAUGGGUGUCUUAGCUGCCAGCAGAAAUUAUUCUUCUUCCUUCGACGACAAGGCAUGCGGCAGUAUGGAGAGUGCCUGCACUCUUGUCCAUCAGGAUAUUAUGGCAUGCGUGCACCUGAGAUGAACAGAUGUGCAAGAUGUAAAAUAGAUAACUGUGAUACAUGUUUCAGCAAAGACUUUUGUACAAAGUGCAAAGCUGGUUUUUACUCGCACAAAGGCCGCUGUUUUGAAGAUUGCCCUGAAGGGUUUGUACUACUGCAAGAUCACAUGGAAUGCGUUGAUGGUUGUGACGUAGGACCAUGGAGCAACUGGGGAACAUGUAUAAAAAACAACAAAACAUGUGGCUACAAAUGGGGGCUAGAAACCAGGACACGUCAAAUUGUGAAAAAGCCAGCGAAGGACACUAUCCCUUGUCCAACUAUUGCAGAAUCCAGGAGAUGUAAAAUGGCAAAAAGGCAUUGUCCAGGAGUAUCCAAAGGGAAAAAAUGGCAGAAUCUGCUAUCAACUGUGGAAAGAGAGGAAGCAAAAGAAACAAAAAGGCAAGAGUGCUAACAAGAGGAAGGGCAAGAGGAUCAGGCAUAAGGAUCGCAAACAGUACGUUGUCCUUCAAGCUACAGAGAAAACUGACCAGUAAAAGAUCAAACCCCUUUAUUUACACAAAGUACGUCAAGCCCCUCCACCCUCCUACACACCACACAUUUGACAGUUCUGCUGCUUCUGACAAUAUCAGUGGCGAGUAAUGAGAGAAAGAGAAUCCACAAGCUUUGUUUUAUUUAUACUUUUUUUUGUUGUUGUUGCCUCCUUUUGACCUGAAUGGAAUGAGUUUGGUGUGUCAAUGACUUUUACAAAGGCCCGUGGGAAUAGGUUGGCCCAGCAAGCUGCCAUUAAAAUGAUAACACAGAUUAAAACAACAGCAGCAUGCAGAAAAAGACAGGAAAAACCCCACCAAUCCCUGCUUGAACAGUUGCAGAAACACGUGGAGAAUGGGACUUGGUCCAACUAUUUAUAUGAAAGAAGACUUUCUAAUACAGGAAGAGGACUGUUCAUUUAAUGCAUUUUUGUUUUCUUUUAUUGUACAUUCCAAAAAGACCAACCCUAUGAUGUGUGAUUACAAGCGGAGCUACAAUGUAUAUAAUCCUCAGCACAGGUUCUAUUGACAGUUGCUGAAAUAAAAUGCUUCAAAGGCUGUAUCUGUAUAUCUACAAGCAAUGAAUAUCUCAUUGUUUGACUGGCAUGUACACAAAGCUGAAUCUACCUAUAAUAAACUUA
Hemiscyllium ocellatum (epaulette shark) is the source of this 2074-nucleotide messenger RNA. RefSeq names its product R-spondin 2 (gene rspo2). The record is from RefSeq and is a predicted model, not a curated record. The transcript is spliced from 7 exons. Lineage: Eukaryota; Metazoa; Chordata; Chondrichthyes; Orectolobiformes; Hemiscylliidae. Bases 659 to 1357 code for a protein of 232 amino acids.